Molecule: messenger RNA, 5752 nt
Organism: Parasteatoda tepidariorum (common house spider)
Lineage: Eukaryota; Metazoa; Arthropoda; Arachnida; Araneae; Theridiidae
Source: RefSeq, a predicted model, not a curated record
UACGCCUUAACAUGUGAUCCUGAAAGCAAACAAUGUUCAUGCAAACCAGGUGUUGGAGGAUUGCGAUGUGACAGAUGUGAACCCGGGUAUUGGGGACUUCAUAAAGCAUCAGAAGGAAGCAGUGGCUGUUCGUCCUGCAGUUGCAACACAUAUGGAUCAGUUCGUGAUGAUUGUGAACAAAUGACUGGAAGAUGCGUCUGUAAACAAGGCAUAAAAGGUUUGAAAUGUGAUGUAUGUCCCCCUGGAACAGUUUUGGGACUAGAUGGAUGCAUGGAUGUGUCCAUCUCGAAAGCUGUAUCUGGUUCAUGCUCUGAUUUACGCUGCAUCCAUGGUGCAACAUGUCAAGAGAAAGACGGUUUAGCUCAGUGCACAUGCAAUAUUCACUGUGCAGCUGCUGAGAACAAAGAAACUGUUUGUGGAUCGGAUGGUAACACAUACGCAUCAGAAUGUCAACUGAAAGCAUUCAGUUGCAGAUAUCAGAAACAGAUUUCAGUUGCAUCCAACGGACCAUGCAAGAGAGGUGGCCAAAUACCACAUUUAUCACCUACGCCGGGACCAGUACGGAGAUCAACAGUCCAAAGAACAGCUGCAGCAGACCAUUCAGAAACUAAAUCAACAAGAGACAUAUCUGUUGGUCGCCCAGAAACUUAUCAACUUACUACAAGACCAACAUUGGCUACUCCCAUUUCUAUUGGAAACUUUAUUGAAACACCAUCAUUCUUUGGACGUUCCUAUUUAGAAUUACCACGCCUUCAGGCCUACUCCCGUCUCUCUUUGGAACUGGAGUUUCGAACUUUUACCAAUGACGGAAUAUUGUUAUACAAUGGCCAAACAGCUACUGGAACUGGCGAUUUUGUCUCUUUAGCUAUCAGAGAUGGUUUUGCAGAAUUUAGGUAUAAUUUAGGAAACGGUCCCGUAGUUCUGCGAUCUCCACAAAAAUUACACUUGGGUAAAUUUCACCGCCUGAUUGCCAAAAGGUAUUUGCGAGACGGAAUGCUUACGCUGGAGGGACAGGAAGAUGUUGCCGGCAAGAGUCAAGGUUCUUUGAAAUCUUUAGAUCUCGGAGAAAAUCUCUUCUUGGGGUACGUCCCAUCCGAGAGGAAAGGGAUAUUUGAAAAUAUUGCUGUUACUAGUGGUAUGGUAGGAUGCAUUAGGCGAUUGAAAAUUGGAAAAAAAGAAGUCGAUCUCAGAUUUCCUUAUUCAAAAGAUAUUUUGAGGGGACACGGAAUACAUGAAUGCGGAACAAGUUCUUGUAUUAACCUACCUUGCAAGAAUAAUGCUAUAUGUGAACCAAUCGGCGAGACUGAUUACUCAUGCCUUUGUAUGCCAGGAUUUACAGGAAAAACCUGUGAAAUAUUAGAAGACGCAUGCAUAAACAGCCCUUGUAUUGAAGGAUCAACAUGUAUAACUCAUGCAGAGCAUGGAUUUGUGUGUAGAUGCCCUCCAGAUCGUGCUGGAAAACUAUGUGAAAAGACUAAUCGAGAGUCUGAAGGCAUUUUUGUUCCUGAUUUCAAGGGGGAUUCUUAUCUCGAAUUUCCGACUUUAACAAACGUUCGUCAAGCAUUUAACAUUGAAGUUUGGUUUUUAACACGGGCGUUACACGGAACAGUACUUUACAACGGACAGCAAGCUUCAGGAAAAGGAGAUUUUGUAGCCAUUACCAUAACUGAUGGUUAUAUUGAUUUUCGAUAUGACCUGGGAAGUGCUGUCCAAUCUGUUUCGAGUCCGGAGCCUAUAUCUUUGAACGAAUGGCAUUCGGUGAAGGUUAAUCGUUUGUGGAAAAACGGCACUUUGCAAGUUGAUGACGGUCGUAUUUCAGCCAAAGAAUCACCGGCAUCCCUGACAGAACUGAAUCUUGAGAACAAUUUGUACGUUGGCGGUGUUCCAAACUUGAAGAUAGUGAAUCCCGAAUCCAGCGUGAAAGUUGGUCUGGACGGAGCGAUUCAAAGGAUUAACGUAAAUGGAGACAUAUGGGACAGACUAAUGUCCCGCGCUGUUUGGUCACAUCGUGUCCAUCGUUACAGGGGACCACCAUGUGAUAAUACAAUGCAAUGCCUUAAUGAUGGUGUUUGUGUUCCCAGCUUAAAUGUGCCUCUCUGCAAAUGUCCUUUACAUUUCUGGGGACUGAGAUGUGAAAAGAAAAUUAAUAAAGAAGACUUAGAGCGACCCGUUUCUUUUGAUGGAAGUAACUUCCUAAGUUUUUCAAGCAAAUCUAUUACAGGGAUGGAAGGACAGAGGGAAACUAACAUAGAAGUGACAUUUCGGACAUCCCUCCACAAAGGUCUACUUUUGUGGACGAACAAGGGAGCGACAAUAAGAGGAGAUUAUCUGUCUCUGGCCAUAUCCAAAGGAUAUGCUCAACUCAGUUUCAAUCUAGGCAAACAGACUGAACCAUUGCUCAUAACAAGUCUCCAUAGAGUGGACGAUGAAAGGUGGCACACGGCACUCAUAGAAAGAAAUAUGAGAUAUGGUACGUUAACUAUAGAUGAUAAUCCACCUGUUAGCAACACUUCUGAUCCAGGAGCAACGGAGCUCAAUACAGAUGGAAUGUAUUGGAUAGGUGGCUGUCCAAGUCUUCCCACUGCCCUUCCCGAAGAUUACUACCACGGAUUCCAAGGAUGUAUAGAAUCCGUUGUAAUAGACGGCGAUCCACUACAUCUGGUGAUGCAUGGAACAGGCGAAGUAACCUUUUGUGAUGGAUCCUGAUGACAUUCAAUAAGUGCCUUUCUCUGUUGUAAUUACAAGCCAUAAAAAAAGAGUGAUGAAGCCAGCUUCAUAUUUCUUCGUGAAGCCAUCUGGGAUGUAUCCCUAUUAUGUCCCCGGAGAACAUCAUUUUUGUUAUAUCUAUAUGAAGCUAAUAAGGAGAUAUGGAAAACUAAUAGCCCGCCCUCAGGUGUGCAAAAGGAAAUCGAGGGAUUGGAGACGUAUAGUGACGUCUCGGUAUUCAAAUAUAGAAUUUCUUGUUGAUAUAUACGUUUUUGGAACUAUUUCAAAGUGUGACUUUUUUUGGGAAAGUCAUAAAAUGGACGUUUGGUGUUUCGUGUCGUGGUUAAAAACAAUAUCUACCGAGGAGAGUUGAAAAUUUUGGUGAUGAUUGGCGAAAUUUGCUAUAUCGAAUUAAAAUAUAAAAUCUUUUAAAAAAGUCAGUUAUAAAAAUUCGUUUCAAUUUUCCUGAAACAUUCGUAAUAGCGAAUUAAAAGAUAAAAUAUUUUAAAUAAGUCAGUUACAAAAAUGUAUCUAAAUUUAUCUCAAACGUUCGUUAUAUCGAUUUAAAAUAUAAAAUAUUUUAAAAAAGUCAGUUAUAAAAAUUUAUUUAAACUUUUCUCGAACAUUCUGAUGUUAACAUUGAAGAAAGUAAGAAACAAUUGAAAGACUGAGAAAGAAAAUUAUAGUUAAGAAUCCAAUUAUAUUUUAGACAUUUUACAUAAAUUAAAUUGAUUACAUGGUUUAACGCAUUGUUUAGGAAUUAUUUUUUUAUAUAGGAUAACGUAACUUAUGCAAGAACGAAAUGCAAGAAAGAAAUUUGAACUGAAGUUUAAAAUAGAACUAAAUUUUAAAGUACGAAAACAAAAACAUUUAAAUUAAUUUUGAAAAUCUAUACAGAUUAUAAUUUCUCUUUCUUACGGUCGAACUUAAGGUUGGCUGAAUUCAUUCUUUUAAAACUAAUCCAGCAUCUUAUCUACCGAUCUUAAACUAAUCGAACACUUAUUUCGAUUGAGACAUUGCUUUUCCGCAUUGCAUUCCACUUCCCACAAACUGAUUAGAAGAUUUUUCAAUUAAACUGAUACUAACUGAUAACAUAAUUUCUAACCCCGUAUUUUCCUUCUGAUCAUCAAAUUUGCUUUCCUGAAUAAAGAAGGUAGUAAGAUAAAAUCUGUUUACUAAUUUGAGCAAGAGUGGAAUCAGGGAAAGUUAAACUUUGAUUGCUUUCACAACUUUAAGCCUAAACCUUAACUAAUUUUUGAAAAAUAUUUUGAUAGAAUUGUUCUUGCAUAUAGUUAUGGACAUAUUCCAAUUGAUAUUAAAAAGAAAAAACUAUAUAAGACAACAUAUACUCUCGAGCAACUAAUCAAUUCAGUUAUUAUCUAUUUAUUUCAAGAUAUAAAAUUUAUUUAACUGGUAUUUAGAUACCAAGACAAUCAAAAUGAAUUCUAUGAAUUUCUUAUUGAAACAUUUGCAAACUAUAUUGUUCUAAUAGAAUUAUAUGCUACUUUUUUUCUGAAAUUUGCAUUUGGAUAACAGCUUUAUUUCUUUCCUUUAAAAUCCAAUUUGAGUAUAUUGCUUAUGUAUGUUUUAAAAACUGCUUCAGAAGCCGGAAAAAAAUACGAGAACUUUAUAACCUUGAGAAAAAUAAUUUAACUUCUAAUUAAAAUUAAAAAAAAGUUAUUGCUGUAUUUGAAUAAAAACGUUUUAAAUUCAUUGAAUGGAAAGUUUCGUAAUUCAAUUUUUAACAAUCGACAACAGAUGGCACCACGACAGAUUCCUACUUAAUCGUUAAAAAAAAUAUGUUCAUCAUUUUUGUGUCACUCAUCUCAGCCGAAGUCAAAUAACAUAUGAAAGAUUCCAGUCCCAAAUUCAAAAUGAAGCAUUUAUUCUUUAUUGAAUUUGUUAUAUGUUUUUUAAUAUUUGAAAGAAAAACUUUUGUUAGUUAAUAGGCCCAAAAUGAAAAUUCAUCAUAUACUAAAAAAAUUCAAGUUUACUUAUUUAAUAAAAAGAUAAAAACAAACAAAAUUAAAGAGAUAAGUAAGACAGCAUGUUUAGACACAUUUAAAAAAAAAAAAAAUUUCCUGAGUUUAAGGCACAUAUAUACCUUAAUAAUAAUUACGUACUUAAAUACUAUUAUUAAAAGAAAAAAAAUUAAAUAAAAAAAGUGUUCUUUUUUAAAGAAAGAAAAUUUUAAAUUAAAAACAGUAUUUUUUUCCUUUUCGUUCUAUCAUUCAACAAAUAAAGUAAAGGUAAUUGUUUAGUAACAAAAAUAAAAUUAAAUUAAAUUUAAAAGAUAACUGGAACAAAUCAUAAAGAUCUUCAAAAUUCCCCAAGUUUAAGACACAUAUAACUUCGUAAUGAAUACUAAAAUAGUAUUUAAAGAAGGGAAUUUUAAAAGAGAAAAAUGAGUGGUUUUUAGUUCCAUUCCUUAACAAGGAAUUCAAAUUUAUUACCAACAAAGUAACAGUAACGAAGAUUAGCAAUAAAGAUAAAAUUGACAAAGUAUUUGUAACAGAGAUAAAAUUGAAGAAAACUGAAAAGAUAAGUGGAAGAACGUGUUAAAUUUCGCAUUUACAAAAAGACAAAGAUAAAAUUAAACAAUACUAAACAUUAAACGGAAGAGCAUGCUAAAUCAUCUAUUUAAAAACUUUUUCCCAAAUCUUAGAGACACAAAUAUCUUCAAACUAAACAUGUGUUAAAACAGUAUUUAAAGAAAAAUUUUAAAUGGAAAAAUAUACUUUGUUUUAUAUGGUUAUAUUUCUGCUGUUUCUAUUUCAAGUUGAUUGUUUCAAGCGCACUAAGAUGUCACUUAACAAUUUAUUAAUCAAUCUAGCUCUUUAAUUACAAAUAAAAGUAUUGAGUGCUUCCAAGUUUGCUGCUUUGAACUGUUAUAGUUUUUGAACAAAAAUUGACUAAACGAACAAAUUUCUCACUGAACUGUCAUUGUUUUAAUAUUCUAAAUAAACAAAUUGUGUUAUUUUAUGUAAUAUGUGUUUUUACCAGUUGGAAAUGAGAGUUUAAAAUAAAGAAUUUUUAUACUUGUUAA